Molecule: messenger RNA, 1852 nt
Organism: Aplysia californica (California sea hare)
Lineage: Eukaryota; Metazoa; Mollusca; Gastropoda; Aplysiida; Aplysiidae
Biological process (GO): G protein-coupled receptor signaling pathway
Cellular component (GO): membrane
Molecular function (GO): trace-amine receptor activity
Source: RefSeq, a predicted model, not a curated record
ACAGAACUGCAACAAUAUCCUUAACACGAUGCAGAACAAGAUAGUGUCCGCAACGUACACCGUCCUCUACCUGCUCUGUACGCUGGGGACUGGUGUACUGUACGGCCUCAUAGCCCGCGUGGCCAAAACUCACAGCGACCGGCGCCGCAGACGUCUCGAGCAGGCCAAAUCCUUCAUGGCCAUCAGGCUCGGGGGGACCAAUGGGUCAGUCAACGUCAAGACUGCUACAGGAACACGUCACACUGAGCAAGAGUACAUGACAAAGGGCGUGACCCUCCACUCUGCUAUCAACAGCGCCUGUGUCAGGGUGACGCCAACUACACAAGACAUUGAUAACGUGUCAGACGCACGUAACCUUUAUUCUAUUCGGGACACUUGCUCGGAGCAAGUAGUUGAGAGCGUGGUACAUUCCAAGGAAAAGGGGAGUAAAGACCAAGCUUCUUCUGGCAGCCCUUUGAGAGACACAGACGAAACAAAUGCUGAACCCAAUCUGAGAGAGAGUCCGAGCAAAUCUACUCUCGACUCUGCAAAAGCUGAUUCUUGCCAACCUACUCUGGAUAAUGGGUGCGUCAUUCUUCCUAGAGUUCCGAGUUCUUCCACUUGUGUGAAUUCCAGGGAAAACGGUCUGAUUGAAACCGACGAAGGUUCUUUGAACAGAGAAAAACAUGAAUCAGCUUUAUCCCCAGACACAGAUUUUCUUUCACUAAGACGGGACAUGAUCAGCUCUGACUCAGAAGCAAGUAAAAGAUUUCUACAAGGCAUAGGCGAUAAACCUAGAGAGCAGAAUACUUUUCUCGGUGACCGUGUUAAAUAUCCAAGAAAAAGCGGCUUCCCUUUGCCAAACAGCAAUGAAAAUGCAAACGGUAUAAAAGUUCACCAGAUGAGUACAGAUGCUACAACAGCCCCAUUGUGGUUACAUCACACCCGCAGUACAACUGUUGAUGGUGAGACUACCAUUGGUAACCAUAACGGCGCCAGUGUCGGUCAGCCAGGUUUUUAUGAACUAGGCAUAGAGUCAGCCAUUACACUUCAUGAUGAAAGAGCAGAGCGGUCAAAGGAUCUGGAUGAAAUCAAUAUUUUGUUUUCCAUAAACCGUUCUCCUUGUGGCAAUGGCAGUUCUACAGAGAAACUCGAUUAUUCAAGCAAAAUGUCUAUACUGUCAGAGGAAAUGUCCAAUGAAAUGAAGGUCACUAAUGAAAAUCUAACAAACAACGCGUCCAAAAAUGAGCACAGGGCGCCUUGUGGCUCAUCUAUUGGCAAAAAUCAUAUAUCAUUCUCAAUUGACUCUCAAAGUUACACUAAGACUCCGGCCACACACAGUAAUUUCCCCAGUGGGAAUGUCUUACGAACCGCUGAGACCGCCAGGACAGUGAGAGACCUAGAGGCCAGGACCACGGCACUGUCUGUGUCCAACCUACGCUGGCUCAAACAGAUGGCCGUGGUGUUCGGCCUGUUCCUCCUGUGUUGGACGCCCACAAUACUAGCUGUCCAGGUCAACAUGGUUUACCCACUGGACUCGACAACAAUCAGCCCCCUCCUUCUCUUCUGCUUCGCCAACUCCGGCGUGAAUUUUUUCGUGUAUUCUUUGUACAACAGACAGUUCCGGACCGCCAUUAAACGCCAGCUCACGUGUAGGUGCAAGGAUUAACUCACUGGUGACAGGCAUUCUGUUCAUUUGGCCUUUACUUGAAGAUAAAACGUAUGCUGUUUUAGGGUACAACUUUGUUGCGCAUAUAUAUUUUUUUAGAUUAUGUGUUUUCUUUUUCUGAAACUUUAAAAUGCAGGUAUCAACAUGCAUUCUAUAAAAUGUGUACCCGCACGCACGCACACACACAAACACACACAAACAUAC